Messenger RNA from Alternaria atra, 1878 nucleotides. RefSeq lists its product as uncharacterized. The transcript has 2 exons. Bases 1 to 1878 code for a protein of 625 amino acids. The record is from RefSeq and is a predicted model, not a curated record. NCBI's taxonomy places the organism in Eukaryota, Fungi, Ascomycota, Dothideomycetes, Pleosporales, Pleosporaceae.
AUGGCAGCACGCGACGCUUCGGAUCCCGUGGUUCCGGAAACCAUCGACCUCGAGCAUGGGACGAAACGCGACCACAACCACGAUCGAGUUACACCGAGUGGCCAGAGCAUAGAACUGGUCGCACCGCAUCGCCAGUCCCGUCAUAGCCCGCUAUGGACAAGCAAGUUGAGAGAGCGCACGCCAGCACCUGUGGCCCGUUGGAGCCGGAAGGUUGUCGAGUGGGUGAAGGGGCCGAAGCCAUCGAGCAGGCACACGAUUACGCCUUUGCUUGAGCGCUGGCAAACACUGCCUGUGCGUGUGCUCGCGCGGUUGCCAGAAUGGGCGCGCUUUUGCAUAUAUGCAGCAGCAUGUGUUAUCUGGAUUGUCGUCUUCGCUGUAGUCAUCAGUGACGGUGGGCUUCCCUCUGACAUUGGAGGAUUUGGGGCGCCUGUAAAGCUAUCAUGUGUCAACAACCUGUGGCCAUCCCCAGAAAGCUGCGGACCCGACGGCCGUAAUUGCUUCCCCUUCUCCAACGCUUCGUUCGCUUUCAACUGCCCCGCCGGAUGCUCGAGCGCCCAAGUGCUCAACCCUCGCGCAAUCGGACCGCAAGUCGUAAACUACCGAUCCUUGGUCGUUGGAGGUGCUCCAGAGUCUGGCGAUAAUGCCUUGGUAUACCGCGGAGACUCGUUCAUAUGCUCAGCGGCUAUACACGCUGGAGUCAUCGGCAAUGGCAAUGGCGGUUGUGGUGUCCUCUCUUUGAUAGGAGAGCGAGACAGCUUCGGCGCUGUGACACGCCAUGGCAUAAGCAGUAUCGGCUUUGACUCGCACUUCCCAAUGGCCUUUACCUUUGGUGAGGCUUCGGCCAAAUGUGAGGAUCCGCGCUGGAAUCUGCUUAUCCUUUCGACCGUCUUUACUGCUCUAUUCGGCAUCUUCACCACGAGUCCUGCAGCCUUUUUUGUGCCCAUCUUCACAAUACUGUUCUUCCAGACUGGCAUGGCAUCGGAUCCGCCUUCGUAUUCAAACUACGCGUCUUUGGCCUCUACAACACUCGGUCGCUUCUUGCCUGCUGCAUUAGCUGCAGCCCUGUUCUAUCGGUUUAGUAUUCGCAAAUCUUUGCGUAGUUGUAAGGCGCAAAUCGAGAAGACCGUACUUUGGGUAGGUGGGGCUUGGGUCGGCGCACUUGGGAACUACACGUUUGAACGUAUACCCAUACAGCGGCUCACAGGACAUGACAUUCAGCAACAGCCUGGUGCUAUCACAGCAUUAGUAAUCAUUGUGCUCAUUCUGUUUGCUGUCGUUCUGUACCAAACAUGGUGCUUCCGCAAAGAAGGACGACUGCCACGCUAUCUUGCACUAUAUGCCACAUUAGGCAUUAGCCUGGGUAUACUCGCUGCUAUGCCAAAGCUCACACUCAGGAUACACCACUACAUAAUAGCGCUCUUGCUCCUUCCAGGCACUGCGAUGCAGACGCGAGUGAGCCUGUUGUGUCAAGGUCUGCUGGUUGGACUGUUCGUUAAUGGUAUUGCACGCUGGGACUUCGACUCCAUCCUACAGACGGCAGCGGCGUUACGAGGAGAUGGCCAGCUCGGAUCUGGCAUCCCAGCCAUUCUUGAGCCUGUUAUCAAUGGCUCGAGCAUCACCUUCGCAUGGGGAAACUUACUCCGCGGAUACCAAGGCGUGAGUGUAGUGGUUAACGAUGUGGAAAGAUAUCGGGGCUCUGGUGGAAGCGACCAAGGUAACUUCACUUGGAGUCGGUCAGACGACGAGAAAGAUGAAUACUUCCGGUUUGGAUUCGUUAGCUACCAGUUGUUUGGCAACGUAGCAUAUAGCGACUUUACUAGAGCAGGCACAUGGUUCUCGAAUGGAACCUGGGGUGAAAUUCCGCCAGGUCGUACAUGA